Messenger RNA from Strongylocentrotus purpuratus (purple sea urchin), 2396 nucleotides. RefSeq names its product NXPE family member 3. NCBI's taxonomy places the organism in Eukaryota, Metazoa, Echinodermata, Echinoidea, Camarodonta, Strongylocentrotidae. The record is from RefSeq and is a predicted model, not a curated record. The coding region runs from base 240 to 1904 and encodes 554 amino acids. The transcript has 4 exons.
UACAUAGCUCUCGUGAGCGCGAAACCAGUAUUCAUCUCAAUGGUAUUACAAUUUGGGAACGAAUGACCUUUAUCUGCCCAUGCGCAAAUCCUAAUUACGAUCUCGCUUAUUGCGGGUGUUUAUAACGUGUUGGAAAAAGCAUAGGUGCUAUUAAAGUCUGAUACGUUGUUCUUUGUUCAUGCAAUCUUUCAUCCAUUUCUCUAUUUAUAUAUUUCUCUAUUUAUAUAUUUCUCUAGAUUAUGAUCCUCUCAGACAGUCUCUCGUUAACAAACGUAUCAGCUCAAAGGGUACCGACGGUAAAUUAUGUUACGGUCCCCAAAGUUAGACAUCCCCCCAUGAAGCAAAAGGAGUGGCGCACUCUACGACCACCUCAACCAACACCAAACCAAGUCCACGCCCAAGCAGUUAUAAACAACGAGAACAUGACUAGCGGGCAUUACUCUCGGUUCUUCAUUCAAGAUCCAAAACCGGUUUACUCAAUCGGAGACCGGAUCGUUGUUUUGAUCGAGACCCGGACGGAUCUCAACGGGCCUAAAACCACGGGUGGCGAUUCCAUCCGUGCUAAGAUGUUCAGCUUGGGGGAGAGAGCGGGGCAGAGUACGGACGGUGAGGUGAAGGAUAUGGGGAAUGGUUGGUACGAGGCUUGGUUCACUGUUCGCUGGCCCGGAGUAACUACAAUCGAAGUGGUGUUGGUUCUAACAGGGGAAGCUUUAGCGGUUCUCCGGGAGAUAGUCGCCAAUCCGGCCAAGAUGGUUUAUAUCGGGCGUUUUGUAAACGGGGAUAACGCUGCCACAACUAAGUGCAACAUUUUCCCACCACAAUAUGGACCACUGUGUAACAUGUCUCACCCUGACGGUAGAAUGCCUUGGUAUUGCCAAGCACCCAGCACACCAGGGCUAUCAUGCGGGGACUGGAGGUGGUCUCAGAGCGAUGAGCCAUCUACAUCUCAACUUCUUGCGGUAAUGAUUGGACAUCAAUCAAGAAAAAAUGCACUAAACAGAUACAGAGUACGUAUAGAGAAUGGGGGAGUACCGUUAAACAUCAGAGUUGAACUUGAACCAUCUUCAGCUGGCGUGUACAAUCCGAAUUCCUUCGAGUAUCCGUGGCAGAACCUCACUCUACCACCAUGUCAACCCGGUCAGCAUAUCGGUCAACCGCACCCUUCCGGAUACUUCUAUCAGGAUACCUGGUAUUCGCUUCAAUGUCGGAUCCGGAGACACUGGCUACCCGGUAACAUGUCAUCCUGUCUAGCGAACACGGAUCUUCAGAUCAUCGGAGAUUCAGCAGCACGUCAGAUGUACACGUUGCUAAAAGAGAUGCUACAGGAUCAAAUAACGAGCGAGCGAUCCGGAUUCUUGCACGAAUCCGAGAACCGAAGCGGACCUCUAUGGUUCAUCAACGACAUUAACCGAAUUGAAAUCCGCUACAACUUUCACGGAUUCCCAAUAGGCGGAUCUAAUUGGUUUAACCGAUCAAACAUCAUGGAUGCCACAACGCGUAUCGAUGCAAUUCAGGAGUCAACAAAACGGUUCGUACUGCUCUUAACGAUCGGUGCGCAUUUUACGUACCACAAUUUAGAGUUUUACGAAGCCCGUAUGCGCUCCGUAAAGGGCGCAGUAGACCGGCUUUUCGAGAGGGUUCCAAACGCUGUGGUCAUUAUAAAAUCUCUGACAGCGAGGGAAUACGGUGCAGUUCGUCAUAUCGCAGCUAAUAGUGAAUGGUGGAUGUGGAGAAUAGACCAGGCGAUGAGGGAGGUGUUUGGAACAGACCCGAGGAUAGCUCUAAUAGAUGCUUGGGACAUGACAAAAGCGAUGCUCUUUCCGUAUGAUAUCCAUCCACAUCAGACUGUUAUAGCAAAUUACAUCAGUCAAAUUUUAUCUUUUCUUUGCCCAACGGACACCUAGUUGACAUUCAUAUUCAUUUCAAUGAUCUUUUAAUGAACUUUGCACAAACGUCAAUAGUUGGGUUCGAGUAAGUCGCCAUAAUAAUUUGAUACUACAUGUACAAGGAAUCGUCGAGUGAAAGGGGUAUUCUCCCUUGUCGAAACAAAAGCGUAAAAUUAGAGAAAAUACACCAGUGAAAGUUCGAGAAGAUGUGACAACAUGUGACCGCAUUCACCCGCUCCGGGAUUCACGAACAGUUUGAGGCAAAUACUGAAAUACGAGGGGUCAAAUCAACCGAAAAUGUAAUAAUAUUUAGUGUCUAAAACAUUUGAUUGCACUCUGCUGUGACGGUGAAUAAACCUCUACGAAUCUACAGAGGUGAGGACAUUUUAAAAGAUUCCCUCUCAUGCCAUAGCAUUGACACUGGCAUACCUCAUUUGAGCACCACGCCACAAUAAGCCAGUUCGUAAAUAGCUUCGGAACGCAUGACCCCCAAAUAUCCACAGAUCUUUU